This is a messenger RNA of Uloborus diversus, 9454 nucleotides long. Its product is annotated as cyclic AMP-responsive element-binding protein 3-like protein 3. Gene Ontology annotation, biological process: regulation of transcription by RNA polymerase II. The record is from RefSeq and is a predicted model, not a curated record. Bases 321 to 1709 code for a protein of 462 amino acids. Gene Ontology annotation, molecular function: RNA polymerase II cis-regulatory region sequence-specific DNA binding; DNA-binding transcription factor activity, RNA polymerase II-specific. The transcript is spliced from 12 exons. Gene Ontology annotation, cellular component: nucleus. NCBI's taxonomy places the organism in Eukaryota, Metazoa, Arthropoda, Arachnida, Araneae, Uloboridae.
GUUGUAAACACGGUAUGUGUACCUGUAUCGAAAAAGGAGGUUCUAUGAAAAAAGAUGGAAUCUAUCGUAUUUAUAUGAUAACUUGUCCAAAAUUAUAGCAAACAAGUUGUAUAUAAUGUUUCAUCUGAUUUCGCAAUACUGUGAUUAUAUGACAUCUAACUCCUUUCAUUAUCUAAACCGGUAUCUCUCUUUAGUUGAUGCAUCGUGAAAUAAACUAAGCUGAUAUUUUCCUGUUUCAAAUUAUUAGUCCUAGAAGAAAGCUAUGUGAUUGGUGGCUAACUUAUCAGCUGAAGUUUGAAACAUAGAGACAUAUCUGAAUAAUGGAUCUGUGCCCUGGUAAUGAAAUUUUGGACAUUCUUUUUGAUAAAGAUGAUCCCCUUCUUUGUGAUGUUGAUUAUUGCAUGAAAGAAGAUAUCACUGAAAGUCUGGAGCAAUUAAGAGAGUGCAUUCAGACUGAUACAAGUGCUCCAUCUGAAGAUUUUUGGAGUGCAUUUUUGAGAGAUGUCGAAAAAGAUGAUUUCUCUUACUUCAUUGGGAAAGGCACAAGUGACAAUCCAGAAACUGACUCUGGGUCCUAUUAUAGUGGAAGCUUGUCUCCACAAAGUGCAUCAUCAGGCUAUGAUAAUGUAGAUGCAUCAGUAAUUGUAGAACCUAUUUGUGUAGAUACUUAUCCAGAUAAAAGCGUGGAAACUAAUCGGAAUUCCAAUCCUCCUUUCAUACAGCAUUGUAACGCUGCUGCCCUUCCUGAUUCAUCUACUAUUGAAAUAGGUGCCGAUAUUGUAGUGGAGACAUCAGAAGUCUCUGUAUGUGAAGAUUCUAAUAAUUCAGAUUGUGAAUCUCUUAAAAGUGAUACUUUGCUUGAAUUUAACGAACUUCCUCCCAAAAGGAGAAAAAAUUCAGAUGACACAUUUAGUUAUCUACCAGGGACUCAGAUUUUGCAUUUGACCGAAGAUGAAAAGAAAUUAUUGAAAAAAGAAGGUAUUGAUAUUCCUACACACCUUCCUCUAACCAAGGCUGAAGAAAAGGAAUUAAAGAGGAUACGAAGAAAAAUAAGAAAUAAACAAUCUGCUCAGGAAAGCCGUAAGCGUAAGAAAGAAUAUGUUGAUGGUUUAGAAACCAGGGUGAAGUUGUGUACGUCUGAAAACAUUCGACUACAAAAGAAAGUACAUACACUUGAAAAGCAACAAAAAUCUUUAUUGGAUCAAAUUAAAGAACUUCAAGCUACAAUAACUAACUCAUCCAUGAAAUCUGUCCAAACAAGCACAUGUUUCUUGUUUUUAUUCCUGUCUUUUGCAUUAUUUCUUUUGCCGAGCUUUUUCCAAAGUUCAACUUCUACCAAGUUUCCAAUGUUGAAAAAGGAUACCCCUCUACCAGGCCAAUCACGGUUUCUGCUUGAGGCACGUGAAGGUGUUGAAUCUGCUCACAUUAGUGAACAAAUUACUGAAGAAAAUAUUUCUCAAAGCCAUGUUGAUUACUCACAGCUAAAACCCAAUGUUUAUCAAACCCCAUAUGAUAAUGCAAUUGAGGGUCUGCCAGCUGCUACUAUUAAAACAGAAAUGUUCGAUCCUGAAGAAUCCAAAUUGAUUCCAUUGCAUCUCCGAGAGUACCACAAGGAUGGUCCUACUGGAUUCAUGCAAAAUGAAAGUCACUUUGUUGAAGUUAAAGAAGCUCCAGAUCCUAAUACAGUUGUGUUAAAAUUGAACAGUUAGUUGCUCGUUUAUAUCAUCUAUUAUGCAUGUUUUCAUUUGACAUUCAUGAAUAUCAUUCAAAACAAUUCUCUACGAGGCAGGUCCUCAAUAGAUUAUUAAAUACCAAUGAUUGAUUUUUAAAUAUGCAAAAUUAGUACAUGUGCUUUGUAAAUAAUGCAAAUUUAUAUCUAGUUAUAUGUUUAAGCAUAUGUAUGUUAUUUAUAUUAUUGGUUUGGGUAUGAUUAGAGUAAUGCUGCUGGUUCAAAUAUUUUUUAAAGUAAAUUUUCAUAAUCAAAUAUAUCAUUUAAAUUAUGGUGAAAGAUCUUAAAACAGUUUUGGAAAUUCAAACAGUACCGAUUUUCCAUUCAUAAUUCUCAUUACUCUGUGAAAUAUGGAAGAUUUCUUGUCUCUUUUAUUGGAGUCUAUGGCUCUGGGUCUGGUUAAUAACUAGUGAGGCACAUUGACACCUCAAAUUUUAAAGGUAUUUUUUUCACUGCCGUUUCAGAUGCUUUAAGUGAAAUGCAAUGUUGUUUUACUUGAAUUUAUAACAUUACAAAAUUAUCCAGCUUUGCCCACAGCUAUAUUGAGGCAGAAAAAUGUGUAUACACCUUUGGAAUUACUUGAGUCUGCUCAAACAAUGCUCACAAUAAAUUCAAGUUCAGUUUGUUAUUUCCAAAAUUUUAAUUAACCAAUCUGGCUCAAUUACUCAUUAUUUCUGCCUUUCUUCAUAAAAGAAAGGUCAACACGCUUUCGUCAACACAAAAGGUCAAUCAACUCACGCUUUAAUUAGUUUUAUGAACAAUUUUCAACUUUUGCACUUUUUUCAUCUCUAAAAUGAUGUGAAACCUGAAUAUAUUAAAGCUUUUCGUGAAUUCUGUACAACUUCACAUAAUAAAAAAAUAUUUUGAAUUUUCUGUUGGAACCUUGCCUAGGACGAUUUUUAAUUUUGUGCCUAAAUUUAUUCCAAUCCAUCAAAUGGUAUAAUUUUUUUUAGUAAAGACACACAUACACAGUUGUUUUCAUUAUACAAAUUCUUUAUAUAGUAUGUAUAUAAAGAAUCACAUUUAAUAAUAAUUUACCAUACAUAAUAAAUUUAACAAUUUGCAUUAUGUGAAUGGUAAUAGUUAUACUUGUACAUAUGUACCGACUAUGUUUUUUUGAAGCUGCUGAAAUUCCAAGACCAGUCAGAUUAAUUAAUAUCUGCUUCUACUAUUAAAUUUAUCAUGUCAGGCUAGGAGCUGCCAAAAAAAUAUUGCUUCAAACACGGAUGUUUUAGUCUCUUUGACUAUUUUAUGUAUUAAAAUAGUAGCAAAUUUAACAUGUUUCCAUUGUACCUUUUUUUCUUUUUUUUUUGUGAAUAAUGUGCCAUGAGGUCUUAUUACUUUUUUUUUUUGAAGCAAAUUUUUAUAUCAAGUUGUUUUUUGUGUGAAGAUAUUUUUUCUUAGCUAUUGCUCAGUUCAUCCCUAUUAUGAAUUCAAGUUUAGUGAAUUGAAGAAGACUCAAGGUGGUUUGAGUGCUUGAUAAAGGUUCAAAUCAGCUGGUGGUACGAUCGAAAUAGCAGCAAAAUCUAUAAUGUAACUUGACUAUUCCAUGUCUAAUUACAAAAUUAUAACCUUCAUUAGAAGAUUCUUUAUGCUUGAAAAUUGAUCAAUUUUCUCUACUGUAGCUUCUUAGAAUAAACUAGAAAUAGUUUUUUGAAUCAUAAAUUUUCCCUAAAUAUAAUCCUUUGCAUUUCGGAUUAUAUUUCAGUUCUGAAUCAGACUUGAUUGUAUCUUUAGAGAUAACCUAAAAUAGUCUCUGAUGUUCAUAUGUUUUUUCCAUGAAAGUUAUAUGCAUUUUCAAAUAUGAAUAUUUUACACUAUCAGCACUUUGAUUUUACAAAAAUAAAAUAAAAUAAUAAUAAUGAAGUCUUUUUGAAAAGUGAUGUUCAAAUUUAUUUCCCAGUAGGAAUAACCUUUGAGCCCAAAUACUAUGCCUGAGCCGAAUAUAUUAAAUGACAGCAAAUUCAGGUACUACUUCCUUCCUCUUAGUUUCGUCAUUGAAAAAAAAAAAAAAAGCCAGAAUAAUGUAAAAAAACAUAAAAAUAGGAAAUAGGCAUUGUGAUUUUGAUGGUGCUCAAUGUGCAAAAAUUCUGUAAAUAGUGUGAACAGGGGUGAUUGUGUUCCGGUAUUUUACCGGAUUUCCGGUAUUUACAUCUUGAUUUCCGGUAUCUUCAUCUUCGAAAAUACCGGAACCAUCCUAUAUUUUCAGAAAAACCCACUUUUGUAAAAUUUAGGUCGAUGUUUAAUGAAACGCCGAAAGUCCAAAUUGAAGACGUUUCGUUUGGUAUAAAGCGUAAGCUACCGUCAUGUUUUGCAAUCUCUAUGGUAAUUAUGGAAGAAGAGCUGGGGUGGGAGAUGGAAUUAAGGCUAGAUAAGAAGAGGAAGGAGGGUUACUUGAUGUUUUCCCCCUUAAUAUUUUCUUUUCAAGAUGACUAAUAGCGUUUUUCUGUUGCAUAUCUUAAUAUGCAGAUGAUGUAACUAGGGUUGCCCAUUCCCCCCCGACUCCGAUGGCACCCCUCAAUUUUACCAAGCCCCCUUUUCUCUCAAGAAUUGCCACCCACUAAUAAAAAGACUUAAAUUCUUCUAAAUUAAUUUCUCCAAAAGUUUCUGUGGUAUAAUCUGCUUCAUGACCCCCCCCUCCCCUCCCGACACAAACACAUGAAAAUCCUUGCUAUAACUAUAUUAUUAGAUUAAAUUGCUAAAAUAUUUAUUCACCAAGAUGGCCUAUGGCUUUUCUCUGUUGUAGAUGCUUAUGUAAUAGGGUUUACAGUCCCCCCUCCAUUAAAUGUUGAAUUUAACAACUUAUAUCUAUCGAAAAUAUCGAUAUUUGGAGAUCGAUAUAUCGUGACAUUAAAAUUCGGAUAUCGCCUAGCCCUAUUGCGCAGUGAUCAUAAUACAUUCUGCCCUUUUUGCCUCAAACUUACUUAAUUCUGAAAUAUUUAUGUACUUUUAGAAAAUGAAUGUAAUAAAUGGUUAAGGAUUCAGAUACAAUGGAGGAAAAUAAAACAUUCUUUGAAAAAUUUUUAAAAAUGAGAAAAAUUAAAAGAAUUUAAUUCUCUCCAUGCACAUGGACAUAUUAAGUCCAAUUAAAACUUCAAGUUUUAGCCCCAACAAAUGAUUAUGUAUGUAAAUAAUGUGUGCAUACACGUAAUGUGUAUAUGUAUGACCAUCAAAACACUUUUUCUUCUUAGAAAAAAGUUCAGGUAUUUUUUCAUGGAGUCACAAUCACCCCUGGAAAGAAAGAGAGUGAUAAAAAUUUUGAAUUUAUUUUCUUGAAAGGAUGUAAGUCAUUGAGCAUUUGCUAAAGAAAGGUCUAUCUAGGAAACUUUUAGAGUAAUUUAUUAGUAACUGAUAAAUAUCGCUUCACUUUUUCUUUCACAUCAUUGAUUUGCAGACAUGUAUUAUUCAUAUAUUCAGUAAAUUACCGCCCAAUUAGCCAGGGCUAAAGCAGAAAUACAUGGAAUACACCGCCAGCUCAGUCAUUUCUAGCCGAGGACUGCAGUAUUGUGCUUAUUAGCACUUUGUUUUGCACUCUUGGCUUCCUUAAGAGGUUUUCCAUCUCCAGCUCAGUCACUUUCCUAUGCUGGGCUGCUGUUGAGUGCUAAUAAGCACGAAACUGCAGUCCUCGGCUGGAAAUGACUGAGCUGGCGGUGUAUUCCAUGUAUGUAUUAUUCAUAUUGAAUGAUUUCCAUAAUGUUUCUGCAAAAAAUACCUCAGUGCAAGAAGACAGCUCCACUUUUUAAGAAUGUUGCAGGAAUCCUGAAACAGUUUUAAAAAUUCAUUUUCAUGGAUUUUGUUUUGGUUUUUAAUAUGUUAGAAUUUAUCUCCAUGAAACUUAAUUUUGAUGAUAUUUUGUUAAAAGUAUGUUAAGCGUUGGAGCUGUCCCAUUGUUGCACUAAAUAUAUAUUUUUAUAGAGGAUCCGACUAUCCAAGUGUAAUCCACAGAAUAAGUAAGGAACUAUACUAGUGCGUGCAAGAUCUAAAAAAGCUCAUACAUUUAAACUGGCAUACAUUUGCUGGAAACAAUAGCAAUGUAUGUAAAAGAAAAGAACGGCUCAUUAUUUCUAACGGAUUACACAUACUUUGCAAACCAUGCAAACUAAGUAACAUAUAAAGUUAGGUUGCACCAAAAAAAAUGUAGGAGAGUCGAAUUUUUCAUACAAAACUAGUCUGGUCACUCAUUUACAUGGGUCAAGAGUAGAUGUAAAAAUCAGGUUUCAACUUGGCGUAAGUUAGAGAAAAGUCUAGUUUUGUUGACCUAGAAAAUUUUGAGGUCAUAGGAAGGAAAAGGGGAUAAAUAAAUGGGAAUGUCUACAAAUAGAUUUUAUACUUGUUUAGUAAAAAAAUGAGUGCAUUUUUUUAUAUACAGUAAAUUAUCAUGCAAAAAAAUUUUUUUUUUUUUUUUGAAAGACCAGUUAAACUUCAUACUGGAUAAUCCGGCAGCAGACUUUUACUAUCAUUCAAAUAAUAGUUGGUUUUAAUACGAAAAGAAUCUCAUGAUAAACACUAAAAAUAAUAUUUUUUGCAGUUCUUUUCUUUUAAAAUCGUAUGGAAUAUUAGUUGGACAUUUCUAUUUCUUAUACAGAAUGAAAGGCAAUAUUAUUUUUACAUAUUUCAACCCAAAACCAGCAAAAAGUGGAGCUGUUCCUUUCUUGCAUUGAGGUCUUCAAUUGUCGCUUAUGUUGUCUUGUGUCAGCUAGGCUGGCUAAUUUGGGAUGCGCUGCUUCACUUUUCCGACGUUACUGUAGUUUGGUGUGAAGUCUGACUUCCACAAUACACAUGCCAUAAAGACCUGUUUAUAGGGUAGGCACAGUGUUGCCAGAUUGGGGGAAAUUUCCCCAUUUUGGGGAAAUUUGGUGCUCUCUGGGGAAAUGUGUUUUGAGGGGAAUUCUAUCGCGAAAAUUUUUUUCUUGGGGGAAAUCCUAGGGGGGGAAAAACCUCGGGGAAAAAAGAUUUAUUUUUCGUAUUUAAAUUUGCGUCAAGAAGUAGUAGUUACAUUGUUUGUAUCAAACAGCAUUGGUUUAGCUUUGCUCAACUUUAUGGAAUUCGCAUUAUGUGGAAUAUUAUGCUACGGAAUUCGCAUUAUCGUUCUGCAUGAGUAACUAGUCGAUAGGUGAAAAAGGUAAAAAUAAGUGAUGAAUAAUGUUUUUGGAUAAAUAUAUACAAAAAUCAUAGUUUAAAUGUACAUACAGAAGCAGAGUAGUAAAUGCGAGUAGAAAAAAAUAUUUAGUUAUUUCCUAUCUUUCGGUCAGGCUCUUGUAUUUAUGACUUGUGGCACCCGCAAGGCUUUGCCCGUAGUAGAAAAUUAAAAGGUCUAUUAGAUCCCCUAUAUAUUUACAAAUAAUGCAUGAUGAAUUUCUCGCCAAUUGGCUUGCCCAUGUUACGGUUCCAUGUUAUGAUAACUUGGUAAUUUACUCGUCCAUCUUAUGAUAAUUUUGCUCGGGAAAAUGUUUUUAAAAUUGGAAUAGAAAAAGAACAAAAUCGAAUUUUCAAAAAAUUGCUUAAAGGUGCACACCCUCAUGCUACAAACUAAUUCUUUGCCAAAUUUCAUGAAAAUCGGCUGAACGGUCUAGGCGCUAUGCGCGUCACAGAGCUCCUGACGAUAUCCAGACAGAGAGACUUUCAGCUUUAUUAUUAGUAAAGAUAAAGAAAGAUAAAGAAGACAAAAAAAAAAAAAGGGAAGAAAAAAAAAGUUGGGGAAUUUUAUAAGAAAAUUUGGCUAUUUGGGGAAAACAUUUUUUUUCAACAGACAAAAAUAUUAGAGGGAGUCGAUUCAUUUUAUGAAAAUAUUAGUGGAAAAAUAAUUUUUGAAUUUGGGGAAUUUUGAUAGAAAACAUCGUUUUUUGGGGAAAAGUUGAAAGGGAAUUGGGGAAAUAUGGAUUUGACCAUCUGGCAACACUGGGUAGGCACAGCACACAACAUAUUCAUUCAAAUUAGGAACAAGGAGAGGAGAGAAAGUAUAUCCAUGGGGCCCGAGCCGGGAUUCGAACCCAGAAUCUCCCUUUCUGCAUUUCUCCAACCACUAGACAAGGCGGUCAGCUUUUGUCACUUAUAAAUUUACUUAUUCUUAAGCUCCACCUAUGACACAUCAGGUGCGGUUAUUUUGCUAUUUAAGUACAGGGGCAUCCCUCGUCUAACAUACUUAAUUCGUUCUGUGUAGUAUCGAAACUGUGUUAUAUAAGACUUUUUUAUAAAUGAUUUUUUUACUCAUUUUUUAACCUAAUUAAUCACGUUCAUAUCAUAAAUCAUGUCAAUGUGUACCAUGUCAUAUCAAAACCAUGUUCCGUGUUAUAUCGAAACCGUAUUAUAAAAGACCUUGAAAUAAUGGAAAUCAAGGAAUGUGUACCGUUUUAUAUCGAAACCAAGCCAUAAGGUGCAAAUGUUAUAAUAGUGGAAAUUUCGGCUCAAUAGAACAUACAAACGAAAACUGGCAACCAGAACAUACAAAGACAUACUGAUUUGAAAAUAAGAGUUGUUAUAAACGAUAAAACUUAAUACCUUAAAUUAAAACUUAUGCACAACAAGAGGAAACUUAAUCCACUUUUCUUUCUAUACUAAGAACAAAGCACAUUAUAAGAAAAAAUAUCUGCGCUUUUUGGUAGCAAUUAAGUUUGUCUAAGCAACAACAACAAAAAAUAAAAUUUAAAAUAAAAUAAAUCGAAUCGCUCUAUUUAUUUGAUAUUUUGACUACAUUUUUCAUUUAUCGUUCGCCAAAUUUAACAUAUGUUUAAUCCUAAUAUUAUUUGCUUACAGUGCAUUGGAAACAAAAUAAUAUUCAUCUUUUUGCUUUUAGAACACUGAUGAGAAAAAUCAAGGAUGUAUUUAAAAUUUGAAAGUUAGUGUUAUACGGGAAAACCACACUUUUGAGCCCAAGACAGACAAUUUUUCGUAAAAGUUUCAUAAAAACAAAGUAAAAACUUAUUACAGUUAUUAUCAUACAUUUUUAACAGUGCAAAAAUUUAAUUUUUUCUUUUAAAAUUUGAGUUACAUCAAAACCGUAUAAUUAUGAAUUAAAGUUUUGUACCAUGUAAUAUCAAAACUGUGUUAUAAUAAUCACAAAUUUGGUACCGUGUAAUAUCGAAACCAUGUUGUAGAAGUACCAUGUUAUAGGAGGGACGCCUGUACUUAUAAUUUACCUAUUUUACAGAAAUCAGAAUGGAAACUAAGUACGGUUAUUUUAAAUGCUAGUGAUUGUAGUUUUGGGCUAUUUUUUAGUGAAUAUAGAAAUAGUUGUCAUUAUAACUUUUAUUAAAUGAAGUUAUAUUUAACUGUUUGAGAAACAAAGAUUUGAAUUUCAGUUAAAUGAAACAUCACUGAAUUAUUUUUAAUUCUUUUUUAAGAAGACAAACAUCCUUUUGCCAUUUGAAAAUGUGCAUCUCUUUCUAUAAAGAGGAAAAGAGGUAAAAAAAGGGAGAAUUUUUGUUGAAGUUAUACAAAACUUGAGUAGUCACUUUUCAAAAUUGAAGCAACAAAAGAACUUAAUAUGUUAGAAUUGUGUGUAUAUAUGUUGCUGACUAAAAAUAUUUAAAACUAUUGUAAAUAUUUUUUUUCCUUGGAUCUGUUAUGUUUUAGUAGAUUGUGGAUUGUUAUUCUUGUAAAGAAAUAUUUUGAAGCACAAUGACCUGUAACUGCAAGCGUUCAAACUAGGAUAUAUGUUUUAUUUGUACAUAAAAUAUUUCACCAAAAAUGUAUUCUGUUCUAAGUUUUUAAAUAAAUUUUUAAAAC